Diaporthe citri is the source of this 573-nucleotide messenger RNA. RefSeq lists its product as uncharacterized. The coding region runs from base 1 to 573 and encodes 190 amino acids. The transcript has a single exon. The record is from RefSeq and is a predicted model, not a curated record. NCBI's taxonomy places the organism in Eukaryota, Fungi, Ascomycota, Sordariomycetes, Diaporthales, Diaporthaceae.
AUGUAUAGGUCUCUUCUGAAUUCAGGUCUCAAGCGCUUCGAAGAUAGCGAUGACGAAACCGUGGAGCUAUUUGCGUCAUUCCGAGCAUGGUUCGACUUCAUUUUAUACCUAAGCGAAGCGUCUGGGUCUCCUAGGUUGAGUUCUGGAAGGACAGACAAAGAACGCAGUCCAGGGUCAGGCGUGCAGCUCUAUUUUGAUAUUUGCCAGGCGGACCGGGAAGACGCUGCGGAUGUGCUUGAACGUGGCUAUGGUGGGGAGGUCCAGGGAAGACAAGGUCUGGUCGAGCUUGCACGGCAUAUUAGGUCUACGAAACGCGACCUGCACCUCGUGAGGAACCACUCUCUAUGCAUUCUCGACAAGGACAACAUGAUUGCCGUCACGGAUUAUUGGUGCCAGGAGGGCGACGAAGUCUUCGUGUUCCCGGGUACAGACAGCCCGUUUGUGCUGCGGAAACAGUCUGACGGGGAUUGCUAUCGCCUAGUUGGGCCUGCAGUGGUUGAUCGCCUCUUCAGGGUAGGAUAUCAGGAUUGGCGGUCUGAAGGGGACGACUUGCAGGACAUCGUGCUUAUUUGA